Peronospora matthiolae is the source of this 1233-nucleotide messenger RNA. Lineage: Eukaryota; Oomycota; Peronosporomycetes; Peronosporales; Peronosporaceae. The record is from the annotation of a GenBank genome assembly.
AUGACCACUCCAGCCGCGACGACGCCGCGCGUGGCUACGCAAGUCGCGGUCGCAGCGGCCGGAGCCGCUCUGGCCUACUACGUGGGCGCCCGCGCCAAGAGUGCAAAACGCGCUUCCGCUCAACGCCGUGCCAAGGCAGUGGCCGAGGCCAUGGCGACAGUGCUGCCCACGGACGUGGCGGCCCACAAACUCACUUCGGUGGUCGUGCGCGUCCCGGCUACUACCGCAAACAUGGGCCCCGGCUUUGACACGAUCGGGAUGGCGCUGGAUAUCUGGACGGAGAUCGCAGUGGAAAUCGUGGCGCCUCUCGAGGGCGACGCGUUGAACGUGCGCCGCGUGACGCUCACGAACGAGGGCGAAGGCGCCGCCGAGUUGCCAAAGGACGAUACGAAUCUCGUUGUUGUGGGGCUGAAAGCUGCGUUCGCAGCUGCAGGGGGAGAGAUGCCGCGCCAUGUCAAGGUGCACUGCAAGAACCGCAUCCCUUUUGCUCGGGGACUGGGCAGCAGCUCGGCUGGCAUCGUGGGCGGGAUCAUUGCUGGCCUUGCUUUAAGUGGCAUGCGCUUGCCAGUGCAAGGAAAGGAGGAGCUGCUGCAACUUGCGUCCGAGAUCGAGGGACACCCGGACAACGUCGCUCCUGCUAUCUAUGGCGGUCUGCAGCUCGGUAUCUUUGCUGACAACCGCUGGUACUCGUCGCGUGUGCAGAUCCCGGACGGUCUGCAGUGUGUCGUGUUUAUCCCCGACUCGACGGGUCCCACAAGCGUGGCCCGUGCUAUACUGCCGCCUAACGUGUCCCGCCAGGAUGCCGUGUUCAACAUUGGUCGCACGGCCAUUUUCGUGAACGCAUUCCGAUCGGGCAACCUCGAUGAGCUUCGGUUCGCCACGCAAGACAUGCUCCAUCAGCCACAGCGUGGUGCCGCGCAGUAUCCGCAUCUCGAACCACUCAUUAAUGCCGCUCUUGGAGCUGGUGCGCACGGCUGCUUCCUCAGUGGUGCCGGACCUACCGUCCUGGCUAUAACCAGCGGUCGUGCGGGGGAUAUUUUCACGCAGCAACUGGCUGAGCGCCAGGAGAACAAGGUCGCCAAUGCCAUGAGGGAGGCUGCUGCUGCUAUGGGUGUUCCCGGAUGUGUGUUCAUCACCAACCCGGACCACCGCGGCGCCUUCAUUGUUCGUGCGGAGCCGCGCUAUUCCGACCGCUCGGUCGCGCGCUAUGAAGGUGACAUUGCCGACUUGUAA